Molecule: messenger RNA, 3999 nt
Organism: Saccharomyces cerevisiae S288C
Lineage: Eukaryota; Fungi; Ascomycota; Saccharomycetes; Saccharomycetales; Saccharomycetaceae
Gene: SPT7
Product: SAGA histone acetyltransferase complex subunit SPT7
Exons: 1
Coding region: 1-3999 (1332 amino acids)
Biological process (GO): regulation of transcription by RNA polymerase II; chromatin organization
Cellular component (GO): nucleus; SLIK (SAGA-like) complex; SAGA complex
Molecular function (GO): protein heterodimerization activity
Source: RefSeq, marked reviewed
AUGACUGAAAGAAUACCAAUAAAGAAUUAUCAAAGAACAAAUGCCAAAGCUUUACUUAAAUUGACUGAAAAACUUUUUAACAAGAACUUUUUUGAUCUCUAUUUAACCUCUCAGCAAUUGGUCGUUCUUGAAUACCUGCUGUCGAUUUCAAGUGAAGAAGACAAACUGAAAGCAUGGGACUAUUUCUUAAAGGGAAACAUAGCAUUAAAUGUCGAAAAAUCAUUUCCAUUAACCCAAGAAGAAGAACAUCACGGAGCGGUCUCUCCUGCCGUUGACACACGAUCAGAUGAUGUAUCAUCACAAACAAUUAAGGACAAUAACAAUACUAAUACCAACACCAGUAUCAGCAAUGAAAAUCAUGUUGAAAAUGAAAUUGAAGAUAAAGGCGAUAACGCAAUAGCAAAUGAAGAUAAUUUUGUGAAUAAUGACGAAAGUGAUAAUGUUGAAGAAGACUUAUUCAAAUUAGAUCUAGAGGACUUGAAGCAGCAAAUAAGCGGAACAAGGUUUAUUGGAAACUUAUCCUUGAAAAUCAGAUACGUCUUGUGGCAGUGCGCCAUAGAUUAUAUAUACUGUGAUCGUAAUGAGUUUGGUGAUGAAAAUGAUACAGAAUACACCCUAUUAGAUGUUGAAGAGAAGGAGGAAGAGGAAAUUGGUAAAAAUGAGAAGCCACAAAACAAAGAAGGUAUUUCGAAGUUCGCCGAGGAUGAAGAUUACGACGAUGAAGACGAGAACUAUGAUGAAGACAGUACAGACGUAAAAAAUGUCGAUGAUCCUCCAAAAAAUCUCGAUUCUAUUUCCUCUUCUAAUAUCGAAAUUGACGAUGAACGACGCUUGGUGCUAAAUAUCUCAAUAUCAAAAGAAACACUGUCAAAGUUAAAAACAAAUAAUGUAGAAGAAAUUAUGGGAAAUUGGAACAAAAUUUACCACAGUUUUGAAUACGAUAAAGAAACUAUGAUAAAGCGAUUAAAACUUGAAGAAAGCGAUAAAAUGAUAGAGAAAGGAAAGAAGAAACGAAGUCGAAGUGAUUUAGAAGCAGCUACCGAUGAACAAGAUCGCGAAAAUACAAAUGAUGAGCCAGAUACUAAUCAAAAAUUGCCCACUCCUGAAGGUUCAACAUUCAGCGAUACUGGGAACAAGCGCCCCAAACAAAGUAAUUUAGAUUUAACAGUCAAUCUAGGCAUCGAAAAUUUAUCAUUAAAGCACCUUCUAUCAUCUAUCCAGCAAAAAAAAUCCCAAUUAGGAAUAUCAGAUUACGAAUUAAAACAUCUGAUUAUGGAUGUCAGAAAAAAUCGGUCAAAAUGGACAUCGGAUGAAAGAAUUGGGCAAGAGGAAUUAUACGAAGCCUGUGAAAAGGUUGUUUUGGAACUUAGAAACUACACUGAGCAUUCUACACCAUUUCUGAAUAAAGUGAGCAAAAGAGAAGCCCCCAAUUAUCAUCAAAUCAUCAAAAAGUCCAUGGACCUGAAUACUGUUUUAAAAAAACUGAAAAGCUUUCAAUAUGACUCCAAACAAGAAUUUGUAGACGAUAUUAUGCUAAUAUGGAAAAAUUGUUUGACCUAUAAUUCAGAUCCUUCACAUUUUUUGAGAGGGCAUGCUAUUGCUAUGCAGAAGAAAUCUCUUCAGUUGAUUCGCAUGAUUCCAAAUAUCACAAUCCGAAACAGGGCUGAUUUAGAAAAGGAAAUUGAAGAUAUGGAAAAAGACAAAGACUACGAAUUAGAUGAGGAAGAGGAAGUUGCUGGUUCUGGAAGAAAAGGAUUGAAUAUGGGAGCUCAUAUGUUGGCCAAAGAGAAUGGCAAGGUGUCAGAAAAAGAUAGCUCUAAAACCGUCAAGGAUGAAGCACCAACCAAUGAUGACAAACUAACUUCUGUCAUCCCUGAGGGGGAAAAAGAGAAAGAUAAAACUGCUUCAUCUACUGUAACGGUACACGAAAAUGUAAAUAAGAACGAAAUAAAAGAAAAUGGGAAAAAUGAAGAGCAAGAUAUGGUUGAGGAAAGUAGUAAGACUGAGGAUUCAUCAAAAGAUGCUGAUGCUGCCAAAAAGGAUACGGAAGACGGACUACAAGAUAAAACUGCAGAAAAUAAGGAGGCUGGGGAAAAUAAUGAAGAGGAAGAGGAUGAUGAUGACGAAGAUGAAGACGAAGACAUGGUCGACUCCCAAUCUUAUUUACUUGAAAAGGAUGACGAUAGAGACGAUUUGGAAAUAUCCGUGUGGAAAACUGUAACUGCCAAAGUUCGUGCGGAAAUUUGCUUAAAAAGAACUGAAUAUUUUAAAAAUGGAAAAUUAAAUAGUGAUUCAGAGGCGUUUUUGAAAAACCCACAAAGAAUGAAAAGGUUCGACCAGCUUUUUCUUGAAUAUAAAGAGCAGAAAGCUUUAGAAUCAUAUCGUCAAAAAAUAGAGCAAAAUUCCAUUAUGAAAAAUGGCUUUGGAACAGUACUAAAACAGGAAGACGAUGACCAAUUGCAGUUUCAUAAUGAUCACUCUUUAAAUGGAAAUGAAGCUUUUGAAAAGCAACCCAAUGAUAUUGAGUUAGAUGAUACCAGAUUCCUACAGGAAUAUGAUAUUAGUAACGCCAUUCCUGACAUAGUAUACGAGGGAGUAAAUACUAAAACAUUAGACAAGAUGGAAGACGCUUCCGUGGACCGCAUGCUUCAAAAUGGUAUCAACAAACAAAGCAGAUUUCUGGCUAACAAGGAUUUAGGACUAACACCUAAAAUGAACCAAAAUAUCACACUGAUUCAGCAAAUUAGGCACAUAUGCCAUAAAAUAUCCCUGAUCAGAAUGUUACAGAGCCCUUUAUCGGCUCAAAACUCCAGAAGCAAUCCCAACGCUUUCCUUAACAACCACAUUUAUAAUUACACUAUUAUUGAUGACUCACUCGAUAUUGAUCCGGUGUCACAGCUUCCAACGCAUGAUUACAAAAACAACAGGGAGCUGAUAUGGAAAUUCAUGCAUAAGAACAUAUCUAAGGUUGCUAUGGCCAAUGGGUUUGAAACUGCCCAUCCAUCAGCAAUAAACAUGCUUACUGAAAUCGCCGGGGAUUACCUAUCUAAUCUGAUAAAGACUUUGAAGCUUCAUCAUGAAACUAACUCCUUAAAUAGAGGAACAAAUGUGGAAAUGCUGCAAACAACACUGUUGGAAAACGGUAUCAACAGGCCAGACGAUCUAUUUUCCUAUGUUGAAUCUGAAUUUGGUAAAAAAACUAAGAAACUUCAGGACAUCAAACAGAAACUAGAAAGCUUUUUGAGAGCCUUAUUAAGGCCAACUUUGCAGGAGUUGUCCGAGAGAAACUUUGAAGACGAGAGCCAAAGCUUUUUUACAGGUGACUUUGCCAGCGAAUUGACUGGUGAAGACUUCUUUGGUUUUAGAGAGCUUGGAUUAGAAAAGGAGUUUGGAGUUUUGAGUUCAUCUGUUCCAUUACAGUUACUGACUACUCAGUUUCAAACUGUUGACGGGGAAACCAAAGUGCAGGCCAAAAAGAUCCAACCGGAAGAAUCAGACAGCAUUGUGUAUAAGAAAAUUACAAAAGGUAUGCUGGAUGCUGGUUCAUUCUGGAAUACUCUACUUCCCCUAUUACAAAAAGAUUAUGAACGUUCCAAGGCCUAUAUAGCAAAGCAAAGCAAGUCAUCUGCAAAUGAUAAAACCUCAAUGACUUCCACAGAAGACAAUUCUUUCGCUUUACUAGAAGAGGAUCAGUUUGUCUCAAAGAAAACCGCAACGAAGGCAAGAUUACCUCCUACUGGUAAGAUAAGUACCACAUACAAAAAGAAACCGAUCGCAAGCGCGUUUAUACUUCCAGAAGAAGACUUGGAAAACGACGUAAAAGCGGAUCCAACAACAACUGUAAACGCCAAAGUGGGUGCAGAAAAUGAUGGAGAUUCUUCCUUAUUUUUGCGAACGCCUCAACCUUUAGAUCCUUUGGAUAUGGAUGAUGCUUUUGAUGAUACCAAUAUGGGCAGCAAUAGUUCAUUUAGCUUGAGCCUUCCUCGCCUUAAUCAAUAA